This is a messenger RNA of Didymella exigua CBS 183.55, 1230 nucleotides long. RefSeq lists its product as uncharacterized. Bases 267 to 1103 code for a protein of 278 amino acids. The transcript has a single exon. The record is from RefSeq and is a predicted model, not a curated record. Lineage: Eukaryota; Fungi; Ascomycota; Dothideomycetes; Pleosporales; Didymellaceae.
CUCCAGUAGUCAACUGUGGCGUUCAUCAGCGCUGCACAGAAACGACUGACAAGUGCAGACUACCUCCCGGUCAGGAUGGUCUGUUUACUAGCGCUGUGCUGUGCCCGCCUUCACCUUCACUCCACACCAAGGCCUAAGCUGGCGCACAUACCAUACAAAAGCAAGUCCAUCAUCACCACCGUGUCUUCACUGCCACCCAGCCGCUUUCAAUACAUCGCGGGUACUGCUGCGCUCAUCACACCACAGCGAUACUGAUCACGGUCGCCAUGAAGGCCUCCAGUCUUCUCCCUCUGCUCGCUGCGGGCAUCAUCGCAGCACCAGCGCCACCAUCCGAUACGACUGCGUCUUCCCAUCUUGGGCCUGACGACACCAGCGUCACCGAGCUCAGCAAGGGCUAUGAGAAGCACAGCUUCGACCUGUACAUCAACGAAUACUGCAACAUCAACGGCAAGUCUGUGUCCGCCAAGCCAGAGCUGCACGUUCGCGCCGAGCUCUUCCACGACGACGACAAAAGCCACGGCUUCGAAAUCGUGAAGGGUGCGACUAAGGUAUCCCUCUUGGAUAGUACUGACAUUUUGGUCCGCCACGACUACGACACCUCCGAGACGAGCUUUGAGUAUGGUGACUGCAAGUGGAAGGAUGGCAACACUGUCGACAAGAACUGCGGAUGGUGCGACCAAAACGCGCCGUGGAGAGGCCCUGAGAGUGAUGGCCAGAUCGACUGCUCCGCGCGCCCUCAGCUGUCUAGAGUAAGUGUCAAUUCAACGACUCUGAGUCGAUAUGACCACGGACUAAUAGCCUCCAGCACCGAACGCUCACUUGCUAUCUCUGGCGCACAACUCAGUCUGGAAGUGCUCCGUUGCUUCGGCUUCCUUUUGGCGAGGACCCGAAUGCCGCUGCUGUCGCAGCCGCGGCCGCAGCCGACGCUCCAGCUUCAGACAAUGUCGCGACGACCUCCGAGGGAGCCUCUACCCUCAAGGUUCGCGGCAUCACUGCCGACGGUAAAGUUCCAGAGAACCUGUACCGCUUCGGUGUCACCCACUCAGAAUGGUGCGAGAACGGCGCUCUCAAAGCACGCGGCUGGACGAACGGCCAUGAGCUGAACUUCUACAAGGACGUCACAAAGAAGAUCCCAAUCAACCUGCGCCCUGGGCGCGAUCUACUGAUUGGCCCGUACUCGUACGACCAGCACGCAUUUGGAGUAGAAUAUGAUGGAUGUGCGUGGACUUC